Nelumbo nucifera (sacred lotus) is the source of this 2669-nucleotide messenger RNA. RefSeq names its product G-type lectin S-receptor-like serine/threonine-protein kinase LECRK1. Gene Ontology annotation, biological process: protein phosphorylation; recognition of pollen. Gene Ontology annotation, molecular function: protein serine/threonine kinase activity; ATP binding. Lineage: Eukaryota; Viridiplantae; Streptophyta; Magnoliopsida; Proteales; Nelumbonaceae. The record is from RefSeq and is a predicted model, not a curated record.
GUCAAAACACGAUAUGAAUCUAAUAUCCUUCCAGCUCUGUUCGACUAUUCCAAGGAGUUUCACAUAUUUCCUUGGUGAUUAAAUCUUAACUGAAUGCUCCCCUCCACCUGUGCCUUGUAGUAGAUAGUUGUAAUGGCCGCUGAUCCAACACCCCCUGUUUGCUUUCUUCUAUUGCUACUACUUAUAGUUUCCUACCCACAUGGCUCCCAUGCUCAAACCACCUCGUCAAACAUUACCUUGGGCUCCAGCAUCACAACUGUAAACGAGUCCUUUUGGGCUUCACCCUCGGGAGAUUUCGCAUUUGGGUUCUAUUCCCUCUCCACUGGUCUCUUCCUCGUGGGGAUAUGGUUCGACAAGAUCCCAAAGAAAACGCUUGUGUGGUCGGCAAACCGCAACCACUUAGCUCCAGCUGGUUCUGUAGUGGCGCUCACGCUUACCGGAAACCUUGUUCUUAGUUACCCAAAUGGAACCAUAUAUUCCAUCUACAACGGCACCGCUGCACGGUCGGCGUCCAUGGAAAAUGAUGGGAAUUUUGUCCUGAGAAACUCCACCUCACAAGUUAUCUGGCAGAGCUUUAGUUUUCCGACCGACACUCUCUUACCGGGCCAAGUUCUAGUUAUGGGACAGAAGCUGUAUUCCAAUGCAAAUGGGACUUUCGACUACUCGGCAGGAAAAUACAUGUUAGAGAUGCAGUCAGACGGCAAUGUCGUGCUCUCAGCAUACCAAUUUGCAGAUCCUGGUUAUUGGGAUGCUCAAACUAUUUACAUGAAGAAUGUAACUCUGAUUUUCAGCCAGGAGGAUGCAGCCAUUCGCCUUGAUAAUACGACUGGACUUCUCAAAUACUUGACAACAAAUGCUGUACCCAGUCCUAUCCAAAAUUACUACCACAGAGCAACACUUGACGGUGAUGGAAAUUUCCGGCUAUACGUUCUCCAGAAAGGAUCAAGCGAUCAGUGGAAACCGGUGUGGAAACUAUUUGUAGAGCCUUGUCGUGUGAACAGUGUAUGUGGGAUGUAUGGGUUCUGCACAUCGCCGGAUAACAACACGGCGUCCUGCGAGUGCCUCCCGGGUUAUUCUCCCCUGGACCCCAGCUUUCCUUCCAAAGGAUGCUACAUGGAAGACGUGCCGGAAAGCUGUGGUGGGCAUCCAUCUAUGGUGGACGUUACAGUGUUAGAAGACGCUGAUAUUCCAAAUUCAAAUGACUUCACAGACUAUGUAAGACUUUUUUCUGCAACUGAGGAAAGCUGCAAGAAGGCAGUCAUGGGUGAUUGUUACUGCAUGGCUGCGACCUUGGUGAAUUCCGUUUGUUACAUGAAGAGGACCCCUUUGUUGAAUGCAAGAAGAAACCUCCCUCAUACUACCGGAAGUAAAGCCUUCAUCAAGGUUCCUGUAAGGGUUACUAUUCCAGAUGUUGAUCAAGAUGGAAACAACUGGUCUCGGGCUUCCCUCCAUACUGGGAUCAUAACAUGCGCCACACUUGUUUUACUGUUCGCACUCGUUGCCAUCUACUAUCACCCAUUAACCCAGAGACGUAACAGACGAAAGAAUCCCUCAGCCAAGGCGAAGCAGCUGGACAUUAAUUUGAGGGCAUUCUCGUUCCAAGAACUCCAUGAGGCAACAAAUGAGUUCACCGACGAACUGGGCCGAGGUGCUUUCGGCACAGUCUACAGCGGGAUCUUAAGAAUAGAUAAUAAGCUGAUUGAGGUUGCAGUGAAGCAGCUGGACACGGUGGACGAACAACGCAGUAAAGAGUUCGUAACAGAGCUAAGAAUAAUCGGCCGGACCCAUCACAAGAAUCUGGUUCGGCUAUUGGGCUAUUGUGAAGAAAACAACCACUGCCUUUUGGUUUAUGAAUUGAUGAGGAACGGGACUCUGUCUAGCUUCUUGUUCAAGGAGGACAAGAGACCCAACUGGGAUCAGAGGGCUGAAAUAGCACUGGGCGUUGCACGAGGCCUGCACUACUUGCACGAAGGAUGCGACACCCAGAUCAUCCACUGUGAUAUAAAGCCCCAAAAUGUGCUACUUGAUAAAAAUUACAUUCCUAAGAUUGCAGACUUUGGGCUUUCAAAGCUUCUGAGGAAGGACCAAACUCGAACCAGCACCAACGUCAGAGGAACGAUGGGAUACAUGGCACCGGAAUGGCUCAAGAAUGCGCCAAUAACAACCAAAGUGGACGUCUACAGCUUUGGAGUGGUGCUACUUGAGACUAUUUGUUGUAGAAGGCACAUGGAGUUGAAUCGGAUCGAGGAGGUGAUUCAAGAAGGAGAAGAGCUGAUUUUGACAGACUGGGUUCUAAGCUGCAUGAGAUCUGAGAAGUUAGAGAUGAUAGUGAAGCAAGACGCUGAAGUACUGAGUGAUUUCAAGAGGUUUGAGAGAAUGGCAAUGGUGUCUAUAUGGUGCAUUCAUCCCAACCCAGCUCUUCGACCAUCCAUGAAGAUGGUGAAUCAAAUGUUGGAAGGGACGAUUGAAGUUGGGAUUCCACCCCUGCUCAUGAAUCCAGAAACUUUUUAAUUAAAUAAAUGUGACGUUGUAUUCAUACAUUGCCUUCUAAACCAGAAUAUAUUACAAAAUGGAAAGAUAGAAGCUAGAGCUAUAUAUGUGUUUGUAUCCAGGUUGAUGAUUCUGUGUGAGAACUAAGAAUUGCUUGGUAUAUUAAUGGUAUAACUAAG